Molecule: messenger RNA, 1578 nt
Organism: Epithele typhae
Lineage: Eukaryota; Fungi; Basidiomycota; Agaricomycetes; Polyporales; Epitheliaceae
Product: cytochrome P450 98A3
Exons: 10
Coding region: 1-1578 (525 amino acids)
Molecular function (GO): heme binding; oxidoreductase activity, acting on paired donors, with incorporation or reduction of molecular oxygen; iron ion binding
Source: RefSeq, a predicted model, not a curated record
AUGUCAGAUCUACCACCAUGGUCAGCGGCGGCGCUCAUAGGAGUACCACUACUUGUUCUUGUGAUUUCCCUUUUCGUGAGGGAAGGAAAACGACUUCCUCCUGGAGCAAGACCGCUGCCGCUUAUCGGAAACGUUCUCGACAUGCCGCGCGGCCACCUUGGCCGCGGCUUGGCCGAUCUUUCUGCCAAACACGUGGCUGACAAGCAAACAGGCGACAUCAUGUACAUGAACAUUCUCGGGAAGCACACUGUCGUCCUCAAGUCUUACGAAUCCGCGCGCGAGCUCCUUCACAAACGAUCGUCGAUAUACUCAGACCGACCAAGGUCGAUCAUGGGCGAGCUGGCCGGAAUGAACCGACUUCUCGCGAUGCGGGCCUACGGAACAGAAUGGAGGGAUCAGCGCCAAGCGUUCCACCAAACGAUGAACAUUGACGUCGCUGCCCGUUACCACCCCAUUGGAACUGCGGCGAUGCGCAAGUUUCUCUUCUCUAUUCUUGAAGGAGCCGGUGACGUUGUGACGAAAAUGAAACUGUGCGGUGCAUUGUUAAUGGUUAGAUAUCUAGCUGCGUUCGACGCCGGGGUCCUGAAGAUCUUCUACGGCCUUGAAGUCACCGACUCAGACGACCAGUUUCACGCGAUGAUCGAACGCGCGGUGCACGUGGGAGAAGCUACGCUCACUCCCGGACGGUUCUCAGUCGAGGUCCUGCCCAUCUUGCUGUACCUGCCCUCGUGGUUCCCAGGUGGUGGAUUCAAACGAUUCGCCGCCGAUUCAAAGAAGGAGGUGGCACACAUAGUUGAUACGCUGUAUGAUGCAGCGAAGGAGAGAAAGGACACGGACACUGGCCGAGAAUCUAUCAUUGGACAAAUACUGGACCGUGCGUCUGCCGGCUCAGGUCAAGUUGAUCCUGAGGUCGAGGCGGUAUGCAAGGACGUCGGCUUCACGGGAUAUGGCGGAGGGACAGUGACAACGAACACCUCUCUGAGCGCAUUCUUCCUGGCCAUGGCCAUGAACCCCAAUGUUCAGCGCAAGGCUCAAGCGGAACUUGACGCAGUUGUCGGUCCCCGUCGGCUCCCUGAUUUCGCAGAUCGCGACUCACUCCCGUACAUCAACGCGCUCGUGAAGGAGUUAUAUCGCUGGCAUACUGUGACCCCGUUUGGUGUUCCUCACCUCUCUGUCGCGGAUGACGAGUAUCAAGGCUACUUCAUUCCCUCUGGCUCAACGAUCUUACCCAAUAUUUGGUCUAUGUCACGGGAUCUCACCAAAUAUCCAGACCCAGAGCGUUUCUUGCCGGAGCGUUUUCUUGACACUUCGGGCCAGCUUGACCUUUCUAUCGGCGAUCCAGAGGACUUCAUAUUCGGCUUUGGGCGUAGGGUAUGUGUCGGACGACACUCGGCCGACGACAUGGUCUUCAUGCUAUGUCCCGUGGACGAGCGCGGGAAUCCAGUCAAGAUGGUGCACGGAGACGGCUCGAAUGGGGUGAUAGCCCAUGUCGAGGUUUAUGACUACGUUUUGAAGCCACGAUCGGCCAACAUGGGAAACCUCAUCCGACAGUCGGUGGCACAGCACACGACGGAAUGA